Molecule: messenger RNA, 1676 nt
Organism: Stegastes partitus (bicolor damselfish)
Lineage: Eukaryota; Metazoa; Chordata; Actinopteri; Pomacentridae
Product: DNA damage-inducible transcript 4-like protein
Exons: 3
Coding region: 185-766 (193 amino acids)
Biological process (GO): negative regulation of signal transduction
Cellular component (GO): cytoplasm
Source: RefSeq, a predicted model, not a curated record
AGUGUGUUUGUGUGUCUGUUUGUGUGUGUGAGUGUGGGAGAAAGAAAGUGGCGUGUGGAUUUAUUUAUACGAAACCGUCUAAAUUAAACUAUUUUUGCACUAAAUAAUAUUUAAGGCAGCUUUUUUUCUAAAAGCACAGGAAAAAAACAAACGGCCCAGUCCUGAAGAGAUCAACACUGUCACCAUGGUUGCCACAAGCACACUGAAGACCAAAAGCAACGAGUGUAUUUCCGAACUGGUUGACAGAAGAUAUGACCACGUCUGCAUUGAGAAAGAGUUGGAUUUCUGGGAUCAUUGCGUGACCGAGCCCCAGAGGAACGCAGAUGUCACAGAGGACCGGUCCUGUCAACAGCUGGCCAAGAUGUUCGAAAACUGCCUGUCACGGGCCAAGAAGACGACGCUGCACUGCUCCUCUGUGCUGGUCCCAGAGAAGCUGACUCGGAGAAUAGCUCGGGAGGUCCUGCGGCUGGCGUCCUGCGAGCCCUGCGGCCUGCGUGGCUGCGUCCUCUACGUCCACCUGGAGCUCAACAAGGGCUGCAAGCAGCUGGAGCGCAUCGUGUACGACGCCACCGUGGUGCCCACAUUUGAGGUGACUCUUGUGUUUAAGCAGGAUGGCACCGCCUGGCCCAGCCUGCGGGACUUCUUCUUUAUGGGAACCUGCUUUGCCCCGGCUUUCAGGCACGUACUUAAACUGAGUCCAGGUUUCCGGCUUGUCAAGAAAAAACUGUACUCCUCCUCGGCUGGUACCGUGGUAGAGGAGUGCUGAACUAGGGAGGGGAUUGUGGGUAAACGCACUUCUGCCCAAAUGUAAAUGACACUCCAGUGGUGUCAUAUUUUCUACAGUGUUUUUGUACAAUACGGUUCAACUAAUAGCCAGUCAGCUUGGGAUGUAGUUAAAAGCUUAUGCCUAAAUAAGCCUUUGUGGUUCUAGUUUGGCUUCUCUGUUUCUAAAAGUCUAUUUUUUUUAAUCAGCAAAAUUGUAAUAUUCCAGAUGUUUGGGGGUUUUCUUUCUCUUCUAAAAAGACCAUUUGUAGCUCAAACGCCAUUUUAAAUUUGCCGAUGAAUGUAAAACCGUGUUCACAUCAACGUGUUUGAGAGGGACAUACUGUGGGUACACUUUUGUUAAAGACACUCGCCACUUUGUUGAUGCAUCUGCGUGUUUCCAGAUACAUUGAAUGUUCUGCAGCAGUAAACACACCCAGGCUUCAAUAGGAGACUGAAGUUCAGUCUUGGGGGGCCACAUGUAGCUCGCUGCGGAUGUUUUUAAGACUGUAUGUCUUGUGAAGAUGCUGCUGUCAUGGUGUGGGUCUCUCACACUGUGGGGGGGAAUGUCGAUGCCUUAAAAUGUCAUAGAAAUGUACAUUGUUCUCUCAGAUCACAGCUUUUUGUCUGUUUAGUGUAAGUGUUUUAUCGUAUUUUUAUUUUUAUACCCCUCCCCGAAAUGCACCUUUUGAAUGCAGAGUCUUUAUAUAUUAUUAAAAGGAUGGUUCACUCCAACGUAGACACCUCUUGUUUUUAUAAUGUCGAAACUUCAACAAAGAAACGACUCAAGGCCCAUCUAGUACUUACCUUUUAUGUUUUUCUUUUCGGUGAAUUCGUGACUGUUUUUCAAACCUAUAAAUGUUGAAGGCAACCAGGACUUGUUGUCUAUUAGACAAUAAAAGACUUAAACAUUA